This is a messenger RNA of Xiphias gladius (swordfish), 4458 nucleotides long. RefSeq names its product NHL repeat containing 2 (gene nhlrc2). Gene Ontology annotation, molecular function: protein binding. Lineage: Eukaryota; Metazoa; Chordata; Actinopteri; Istiophoriformes; Xiphiidae. The record is from RefSeq and is a predicted model, not a curated record. Bases 37 to 2196 code for a protein of 719 amino acids. The transcript is spliced from 12 exons.
GUUGUGGAUUUACCUAACAGACUGGUUGUUGGGAACAUGGCGUCUCAGUGCAGCCUCUCUACUUUAUUUCCUGUUCAAAGUCAGCUGGAUUUCGCCCUAGAUGAUGCUACGACACCACAGGAGAAAGAAAAUCUUGUGCUCCAGUAUUUGAAAAAACUAGACGAGAGAGACGACCUGAAGAUACCCGACUUCCAGACAGGCUUGGAAUGGCUGAACACGGAGGGGCCACUGUCUUUGAACAAGGAGCUGGCUGGCAAAGUGGUGCUUCUGGACUUCUUCACUUACUGCUGCAUCAACUGCAUGCACAUCCUGCCUGAUCUGCACCAGCUGGAGAAGAAACGCUCUGUUAAAGAUGGAUUGGUUGUUGUUGGCGUACACUCUGCCAAAUUCCCCAAUGAAAAGGUCCUGGAAAAUGUUCGCAGUGCUGUUGUCCGCUAUGACAUCUGCCACCCAGUGGUGAACGACAGCGAGGCGCACCUCUGGCAUGAACUGGAGGUGUCCUGCUGGCCAACACUGGUCCUGCUUGGACCACGUGGCAACCUGCUCUUCUCCCUGGUGGGUGAAGGCCACCGCGACAGGCUGAUGCUUUUUACUGACAGCGCCCUCCAGUACUACGGGAAGCAGGGCCUGCUGAAGACUCACACAGUGGGGAUCAAGCUGUACAGAGACUCCCUGCCACCCAGCAUCCUGUCUUUUCCUGGGAAGGUGGCUAUAGACAACAGCCAGAAAAGACUGGCCGUAGCAGACACUGGGCAUCAUCGGAUUCUGGUGGUAUCCUCUACCGGACAGCUGUUACAUGUCAUAGGGGGGCCUGAACGUGGGAGACAAGAUGGCGACCUGUCCGAAGCUUCCUUUAACUCUCCUCAGGGUGUGGCCAUUAAAGGGGACACAGUAUAUGUGGCCGACACGGAAAACCACCUAAUCCGAAAGAUUGACCUGUUAGAGGGAAGAGUCAGCACCAUAGCCGGCGUAGGAGCUCAAGGCACAGACAAAGAGGGUGGGGCCAUGGGACCUCAGCAGCCAAUCAGCUCUCCUUGGGACGUGACUCUCGGCACUGCCGGGGGUGUGGAAGAUAACGUGCUGUGGAUAGCCAUGGCAGGGACCCACCAGAUCUGGGCUCUGUUCCUAGCAGAUGGGAAUCUGCCUAAAGGAAGUGAGUCCAAGGCUGGAACGUGCGUGCGAUGGGCAGGCAGUGGCAGCGAGGAGAACCGAAACAACGCCUACCCCCACAAGGCUGGCUUUGCUCAGCCUUCAGGCCUGGCUUUAGCCCCAGAGGAGCCCUGGAGCUGCCUGUAUUUGGCCGAUAGUGAGAGCAGCACCAUCCGCACGCUCGCGCUGAAGGACGGAGGUGUCAAGCUGCUGGUUGGGGGAGAGAGAGACCCACUGAACCUCUUUGCUUACGGGGAUGUAGACGGUAAAGGGGUGGACGCCAAGCUGCAGCAUCCUCUCGGUGUCUCCUGGGCUCCUGAACAAAGCCUGCUCUAUGUGGCCGACUCCUACAACCACAAGAUCAAGGUGGUGGAUCCGAGGACAAAGCAGUGUAGCACAUUAGCAGGGACAGGAGAGGCUGGAGAUUAUCUGGGCCCUGAAUUUAACAGAUCAUGUUUCAAUGAACCUGGAGGAAUCUGUGUUGGCAACAACGGGAAGCUUCUUUACGUGGCAGAUACCAACAACCACCAAGUCAAAAGGCUGGACCUGGACUCCAAGACUGUCUCACUGUUCCCCAUAUCCACGGACUGCACAGACUCAGUACCAGCAAAACCUUUGGCUCCUGCCAAAGCCCCCACGCUGCCUAAAUCAGCUGCCAGGAAAGUAAUGCCACCAGUAGCAGUGUCUUUGGGCCAGACUCUAAUCCUGUCACUCACCCUGUCCCUUCCAGAAGGAACCAAACUCACCGAAGAGGCCCCCAGCUGCUGGGUUCUCUCAGCUGAGGGUAACGAGUGGCUGCUAGACAGUAAGCUGGUUACCGGUGACAUUUUGGAUCUGUCGAGGGCCCUCUGCAUCUCAACCAAACUUCCCACUGUUGCGAAGGACUCAAACGGCAAUCCAAGCCUCACUUUGGGUGUAUGGGUGUACUACUGUAUGGAAGCAGGUAAAGCCUGUAUGAUGAAAGCGGCCUCCUUCACUCAGCCGCUUCAAAUAAGUGCCAGUCCUGGAGAGGCAGAGGUCACUGUGGCGUUGACUCAUGCCUUCUAAAACCACUUACUUGUCGUAGUCAAAACAAGCCUAUGAAUCCACGCUUCCUGAAUUGUUGCGACGGCAGUUAAACUUUCGAUGCUAGCUGACUCAGUCUCGUGUUUUGUUUCCGACAGAGUUGUCACUUUUGACAGAAAUGCAUUUCAUACAAACGUGAUUUUCAGGAGAACUUAAUUUCAAACUACUCAGAGGCCCUUUUUACGAAACAUAAUGCAUCAGUGCUGUAAUGUUCUUGACAGUGCGUGUCAAUUAUUUAUAGGAAUGCAUAUAGAUACAUCCCCAGGCAUCUUAAUAGGGCUGUACAGCAGACACAACUGCAGCCUAAACAUCUGUAUAAUAGCAUAUUUAUGCACGAAAUUCCUUAAGACUGCCUGUGCUGGCGAAGUGUGUCUCCACUAGAAAUUAAUGUUUUAUAGAUGAAAAAUUUCAUCUUAAAGGCAUCCUCUAUCCGACACACUAAAUGUAUACUGAAAAUAAAAGCAUCUCUGUAGAUUUAAUGAGAAACUAAGAUAUUAUGAUUAUCUAAUUGGAAAGUGGUGAUGAUGGUGUCAGUGAUGGAUAGACAAAUAGACUUUCUGUCAUUUAACGACGUUGUGGAGGAUUUAAAGCACUUUCAGAUAUCGAAAAAACAGAGGGAAAAGCCAAAGCCUCUGAUAAACCUCACAUUUUCACCUGAACCGCCAAAUGGAUUUGAAUUUCAAAGAUAAGACACAAAAUUAGUGGAAGCCUCCUGGUUGUGUUCAAACCAUUUCUCACAAAAAUGAACAGAACUUUCUCAUUUAGUCCCAUGAGUAAUUACAUAGUAGGAAUUAAAAAAGAGACAUUUUAUUGGAGCUGAAAUUUGAUUCAGACUCGGAGAAAGAAGUUUUUAUUCUUCCUUUGCUCGCACAAGCAUUGCUUUUGAAUGCUAAUAUCAAGUUACGACAGUUUCUCGCAAAUAUGAUAUUGAAAUCCCAAGAGGGAAACCUUUCCUUUAAUCUCAGUCUAGGGAAAGAAGUCGUAAGUGGAAAAGGACAAAAAUAAAACUUUAUGAAAGGUUUAUGCGAAGUUGUCUAUGCAGAGACUCACAUUUUUUAUUAUCUUUAAUAUAUUAGAUGCCUAGCAACAAAGUAUUAAUACACAAUUUUACUUUGUACUUUUUUGAAUAAUAUAUUUCCAUGUAUAUGUGUGUGUGGUUGCUUUAGUUUGACGAUUAGCUUCGACGGUGCCUUCAAGCACACUAAUCAGGCUUUCAUAAAUAUUUGUCUACAAGUGUCACCACAGUCUGAGUAGUCCCAAGUUUUUCAGAAAGUUCACAGUCCCUUAAAGGUUACACUCAUAGCUUAAAGUGUUGUUCUGUGUAUCCACUCUCUGUAUGACUGAUUAUUCUUCUGAUUAUCAUUAUUCAUGACACAAAGAGCCCUUUUGAUUUAGAUCCUAGAAAAUUGCUGUUACGUAAGUAAUGAAUAAAGUGCCUGUUUUCAAUAAGGGGGAAGCGACCUCUUGUGAACUGAUGACACUGAGUGACUACUGCUUGCCAUGCACACAGUGGGAUAUUGUAUUAAGGAAGCAAAGUUGCAUUAAAAUCUCUCUAUCAAGCAUUUAUAUACUUCUUCUAUACUUCACAAAGGGAACAUAAUAUGAAAGAGAUGCUCUAAUGAGGAGACACUGUGUAAUACCUUGUGUAUUUUGUCUGUGUAAUAUAAUAUGAUGAUGUGAAAGUUGUUAUUGUCAUUUUCCCUUCCUUUCCCUUCCAAACUUAUGAGCUGUUGUCGGAAAUGGGCCGGAGAGUGUUUUGAUUAUCAUCGCUGUCAUCGUGUCUCAUAACGUAAUUGUGCUUGUCAGACUGUUUUUUAUUUGGCUUGGAUCAGUUGGCCGACAUGCAUUGUAUAAGGGGUGUUACUGUAUGAAUGGUGUGAACUGAUGACACUCUGGGCGAUCAGAUGCAAUAACAGCAUUUCUGUAAUGGGAGAUGUGAUUUAUUUCCACAAGUUAUUUAUUUCAAAUGAACUGCAAAUGUUUUGCCAGUGUGUUCUCGCGACUCUGUGAGCCCUCUGGCUUUUUUUAAUGAACAGUAAUGAGCUUGAGUGGCUGCUGGUGGGCAUUAAGUUCCUGAUAGUGUUUACCAACUCUCACUUGAUUUCUUCUCACUGUACCACCUUUUCAGGCACAUUUUGCCAUGCCUUUGUCUUGACGGGUACGUUGUUAAUACGUCUGCUUCUCAAUGCUGCACUUUAAGAUGCAGCAAAGCAAGAAAAAAAAAAAAACGAAUAAAACAUUUUU